Molecule: messenger RNA, 1128 nt
Organism: Plodia interpunctella (Indianmeal moth)
Lineage: Eukaryota; Metazoa; Arthropoda; Insecta; Lepidoptera; Pyralidae
Exons: 3
Coding region: 117-1082 (321 amino acids)
Biological process (GO): regulation of proteolysis; proteasome-mediated ubiquitin-dependent protein catabolic process
Cellular component (GO): nucleus; cytoplasm
Molecular function (GO): ubiquitin protein ligase binding
Source: RefSeq, a predicted model, not a curated record
CUGACACUGAAAAAAAACCUACUACAUACAUAUAUUUUCCCUAAAGAACUUAAGUUCUUUGAUUUUCCCGUUUCCCCUGAAAGUUUUCCGGACUUCCCAAGAACGUUUAACGUAGAAUGGCGUAUUAUAAAACGAUACAUGAACAUUUGGGAAGAAAUGUGAUAUCUGUGCAUCUCCAAUGUCAAUCAACCGAUGCCAAGAGACUCUGUAUUCACGAUUUUAAGCAAAAGUAUAUGUCUGACAACCAUUAUGACCUUGGAGGUACUUACACGGGCUCUGAAUCAGACCUAUGGUUCUAUAUUACUACAACAACUUUUGCUGAAAAGGGCCACCUAAUUAAUCUGUUUGUUUGUCACAGAAAAGUUGGGGUAGUUGUUAUAACUGUCACCUUGAAUGGAGUCACAAAUAGCCAUAUUUUCAAAAGUAACAAACCCAAUGAGAAUUACCACUUAAAAACAUUUAGCGUAACAGAAGAACUGAUUGCUUCAACAAAUGAAAAUGUGCUUUUUAUACCCGUCACAGUUGAGAUAGAACCUGCACAGCUUGUCGACCCGGAGGUGAUUAAAAAAAUAAAAAAUGAUAAUUCCCUAGGAGAAAAAUUGAGGAUUAAAAAUACUGAUUUUGUAUUGGAGUCCAUCAGUGGUACACAGUAUGCUGUACAUAAAUUAGUGUUGUGUGCUCACAGUCCAGUACUAAGGGAACUGGUCAAGAGUUCGGCUAAAACAUCUGCAUUCCUUGAUAUUUCUGAUGAGUACAUGAACUUGUUAAUACAGUUUUUGUACACUGGGACUGUUACUGACGUCCACAAAACAGAAUGCAUGAGGCUGCAGGAAUUGGCCUGCAAGUUUGAGUUGUCUAAUUUAUUUCUAUUGGCGCAGCACUAUAUCUGUGACCAGAUAAAUGUGGAGAAUGCUGUAGAUAUAGCUGUUUUAGCCAAGAAGUAUAAUUUGGACAAGCUUUGGGAGAAAGUCUGCACUUUCAUCCAAGAGAACCCUGCAGUAUUGUCUACUGAGAAAUGGAAAGCUGUUGAUGACAUAGAUUUAGCUAAAAACAUUUGUGCUACUUUAGUUAAAUUAAAUUAAUUAAGAAAAUUUUAUUCUUGUGUAAAUAAAGUAUUUUUAUGCGAUA